UCCUACGCCCCAGGCGGCCCCGCCCAAAUUUUUCUGCCUCACCUUACGGCAAAGCGGGAAACAGCCUUAGACUCUCCCUCUACUGGAGAGGGAUGUCGCAAUGUUGGGGAAGAAAACUCUGGGUUUGCGACCGUAGCUGUCGCUUUCCGGCUAAUACCGAGGUGCUUGAAGGCUGGUUGGGGUGGUGAGGCCCGAGGCAGCUUCUGGAAUUUCUGAGCAGCCCCGGCCAGUACAAGAUGGACCCCGUAGUCUUGAGUUACAUGGACAGUCUACUGCGACAAUCAGAUGUCUCACUACUGGAUCCGCCAUGCUGGCUCAAUGACCGUAUUAUUGGAUUUGCCUUUGAGUACUUUGCCAACAGUCAGUUUCAUGACUGCUCUGAUCAUGUCAGUUUCAUUAGUCCCGAAGUCACUCAGUUCAUCAAGUGCACUAGCAAUCCAGCAGAGAUGUCCCUGUUUCUUGAACCACUGGACCUCCCCCACAAGAGAGUUGUAUUUUUAGCCAUCAAUGAUAACUCCAACCAGGCAGCUGGAGGAACCCACUGGAGUUUAUUGGUCUACCUCCAAGAUAAAAAUAGCUUUUUUCAUUAUGAUUCCCAUAGCAGGAGCAACUCAAUUCAUGCAAAGCAGGUGGCAGAGAAACUGGAGGCUUUCUUAGGCAGAAAAGAAAACAAACUGGCCUUUGUGGAAGAGAAAGCCCCUGCCCAACAAAAUAGCUAUGACUGUGGGAUGUAUGUGAUAUGUAACACUGAGGCCUUGUGUCAGAACUUCUUUAGGCAACAGACAGAAUCACUGCUGCAGCUACUCACCCCUGCUUACAUCACGAAGAAAAGGGGAGAAUGGAAAGAUCUCAUUACCACACUUGCUAAAAAGUAGCUAUUGAAAUAUAUUUGUGACUUUUGAAGGCUCCUCUUUCUGCCCUUACCCAUUUGUUGGAUGGCUGCAAUCUCAGUGCCUGGGGGAAGAUGCCUGGUAGAGGAAAGUUUAAUACUCUUUUUCCUGAAAGAAUAUUAUCCUGUGUUAUCCCCAUGGAAAGUUUCACUUUAACCCUAACUUGAGAGCAAUAUGUUCUGUGAAAAUAUCUUGAAAUUGUACACCAAAACUUUACAGCCAACUUAUUUGGACAUUUAUUACACAUGAGGUUCAAGUAAGACUUUUCUUAUUGGCAUAAAAUUAAUAUCCUUUGGUCUCCCUUAUCCACAUUGGCUUAUUCUGAAGGAAAAGCAGUGAUCUGUAAAACAAAUCAAGAAUAUAUUAAAUCUAGAAGAAUGCAAGGAAGAAAACUAUAAAACAGGACCAAAAACUUGUUGCACAGCCUACAUGAUUAAGAGAUCAACUGGCUGGAGCAGAUCAAGGCCUAACUUCAUUCUAAGACCUAAAUAUUAUGAGACUGAGCUAUUCAAUUUUAUGUGAUAAUCUUGUCCAUUCACCAUGCACAGGCUUUCCAGCUAUCUGCAUAACGUUUGCAAAUAUUUGAUAAAGAUGAUGUUAGCCCAUCUUCCUCCAUCUGAUUGCUGGAAUGCUUGAAGAAAGGGGAAAUCUUGAGUAACUUCAUUAAAAUUAAUGUCUGUGGUGGACUUCUCAGUUUGCUGAUGAUUGGGUAGACUUGCUACUCUGGAUUAAUAACUGCUUUUCUCUGCCUUGUCUAUUAGCCAUGCGCAUACUUCUUUCUUUUAUCCAAAGUUCUUUGAUUCUAAAACUCAUAUAACUCAAGGUUACCUGUUAUUUCAGGUAAAUGUCCUUGCUUUUUGAUAGCUAUGGGUUUUGCUCUCUAUCCUUAAUCCUGGCAGAAUUGUUUUUAGUUAUGUCAUGGUAAUUUCAGGAUGAUUUUUGCAUCUGAAACUUACAGACUUAGAGUUGGUUUGUUUUUUAAAUAUAAAGGAAGAAAAGUGACAUUUCUCAGCCCUUUUACUUAAUUUAAAAUGCAGACAAUGUAAUUUUUUUAAAUGUGGAACCAAGAGAAAAGGAAAUGCUAUCUCUCCAAAAGCACUGAUAUGUUUCAGAUGUUUCAAAUAGUAAACAACCAGAUGAUAUGUUGGGUAUAUACGUUAAUUCUGUUCCUAAUGAGAAUUAGAUUGCAAGGCAUAUUAGACUUGAAAACCAAAGAUUAGCUUCAGCUAUGAAACUUAUUUCAGCUACCUCUCCAGCCUAACCCUGUCCUCAGCCCACAUGGCCCAAAAUAACCUCACCACUCAGUGACCACAGAGAAAGUAACUUGGUUCCUUUUAGCCAAGAAGGGAAAACAGAGUAAGUGUAAAUAAGUGCAGGUUACAUAGCAGGCCUGAGUGAGCAGGAGUUGAAACUAGAAGUCAAAGAGAAAGCUAUCAAAAAAAGUUUCCAUUUCAAGUCGGUACAUUUUGGAUAAAAACCAGUCCUAAUGGAAGAUGGGGCUAGGAAAAAGAUUAGGAAUUGGCAGUCAUCCAUAGAGGUGAAAUACAGAGGGAGGGACAGCAAGAGAAGUGACAAAGGUCGCUGAUAGGCCACAAGUGUAGAUAAAGAUAAGAAAACAAUGUUAUUUCAGUGACUGUUGACUUAGGCAGUCAAUCAAUAGACUAUUAAAGUCAAAUCUUCUCUGGGAAAAGUUAUCUUCCUGACAAUGCAAAGUAUGUUUAUUUAAAUAUCAGAGUAUCUCCAAUUUGAGAGUUAAAGCGUGUGAGAGCAAUCUUUCCUAACUCCCUCAGAUUCAUUUCAUAAAUAAAUUAUUUUUUUAAUAAAUUAUUUUUUUAACUAGUCUUUUAAAUAUAUAUAGGAAAAAUAUAUAUAUAUACACAUGUAUAGACAUAUAUAUACAUAUACAUGUAUGUAUGUGUAUACAUAUAUAUUAAAUCUAGGGUCACCUUUUCUAAAUGCAUUAGUCAGAUUGGACUGAGCCACAGAUUAGUGUCCUCCUACGAAAUUUUGAGUAUGUCAUUUGUAAAUGUUAGCAUUAUAAAUGACAGGAGAAUGUAAGAAUUGUAUUGCACUGAUGCUUUAGUACCCAAUAAGUUACACGCCUGCUUGACCACAAACCAUUCAUGUUACAUGACACAAAAUAGGAAAAAAAUCUUUUGCUGAUAUUGCAUUCCCUUCUCUCUUAAAGUAUCUAUUCUGCAAAAGGGAUCCAUUCUGCAAAAUUAAUCAAAAUAUUCAAAAGGAAAGCAGGUUUUUCAAAGCCAGGUUAAGCAAUUAUCAAACUGAACUAACCUGUUUUUAGAUAUCCUGUUGUAUUGCCCAGUAAGUAUACUUACACUUGUCCAACCCGUGUCUUUCAAUAUGGAAUUCAGAAAGGUUAAUAUAUGUAAACGCAGCUAUAAGGGUUGUAAAAAAUAUAACUAUCAGUGGGUUUCCUGUGUAGUAGUGUUUAAAACACAAAUAUUUCAACCAUUUGGUGAGGUGUAUGUUGAAGUUCACAAGCACUGGUCCCAACUAGAUUAGAUAAAGUGGAUUAUAUUUCUGAUAUGUACCUUAUGAUUUUGACUAUACUAUAAUUCUAUAUCCAUAUUGACCAUAUGGUUUAGUAACACAGUUUAUUGAAAUGACAAAGUAUUUCUCAGUUACAUGGGGUAGGCCAGACGUGGUGGCUCACACCUGUAAUCCUAGGACUUCGGGAAGCCAAGGCAGGUGGAUCACCUGAGGUCAGGAGUUCGAGACCAACCUGUCCAACAUGGCAAAAUCCCAUCUCUACUAAAAAUAUAUACAUUAGCCCGGCAUAGCCAGGCACGGUGGCUAACACCUGUAAUCCCGGCACUUUGGGAGGCCAAGGUGGGCAGAUCACCUGAGGUCAGGAGUUCAAGAUUCAGCCCAGCCUAGCCAACAUGGCAAAGCCUGGUCUCCACUAAAAAUACAAAAAUUAGCCAGGUGUGUUGGCGGGUGCCCAUAAUCCCAGCUACUCAGGAGACAGGCAGGAGAAUUGCUUGAACCCGGGAGACAGAGGUUGCAGCGAGCUGAGAUCGCACCACUGCACUCCAGCCUGGGCAACAGAGCAAGACUCUAUUUCAAAAAAAGAAAAUACUUAACAGAAAUGUAUAUUCUAUAAUGUUAAAACAUGAAUGUCAAAUCCAGGCUCUGUCAGUGAGAUUCGGUAGUUUCAUCUACAAAAUGAAGACAGUAGUUUGUUUAGGCAGGUAUUAUAAGGUUAAAUAUCAUAUGUAAAGUACAUAGUAAAUAUCACAUGUAAAGUACACAGUAGGCACUAAAACCUUAUUUUCCUUCUGUCCUACUACUCAGUUCCAUUUUAAGACUAAUAAGUUUGAAAACCUAGUUUUACAUUGCUAUGCAGCUAAACAGCUAUGUAAAAAAUGGCUGAUAAUUACUGUUAUGUACAGAAGAGAAAUUUAUUCAAGGAUUGUAAAAAGCAACAACUAACCUUUCUAUCACUCUGUAAUGUGCAGGGUGCUUUAUGCACACAUUAUGCAAGUGCCUUGCAUAUUAUAUUUAUAUGCAUCAUAUAUAUAUAUCACCAUAUAUAUAAAGUAGCUUGUACAUUUUUGAGGUUCUAUAAAAAUACAUAAUUUGAUUAAUUCUUACGUUCUCAUGUUUCAACAGGUACUGUUAUUCCCAUUUUAUAAAUAAAAAACUCAGAAGCUCAGUCACAUGGCCUCUAUCUCAUCUCACACUUUUUCCACCUAUUCCUUUCUCCCUGUCCUAGAAAAUGGGAGGAACUCCACACCUGAACAUUUUAUUUAUUUUUUAUUGCAUUUUAGGUUUUGAGGUACCUGUGAGGAACAUGCAAGAUUGCUGCAUAGGUACACACAUGGCAGUGUAAUGUGCUGCCUUCCUCCCCAUCACCUAUAUCUGGCAUUUCUCCCCAUGCUAUCUCUCCCCAACUCCCCACCCCCUGCUGUCCCUCCCCUAUUUCCCCCGACAGACCUCAUUAUGUGAUGCUCCCCUCCCUAUGUCCAUGUGUUCUCAUUGUUCAACACCCACCUAUCAGUGAGAACAUGUGGUGUUUGAUUUUCUGUUCUUGUGUCAGUUUGCUGAGAAUGAUGGUUUCCAGGUUCAUCCAUGUCACUACAAAGGACAUGAACUCAUCGUUUUUUAUGCCUGCAUAGUAUUCCAUGGUGUAUAUGUGCCACAUUUUCCCUGUCUAGUCUAUCAUCGGUGGGCAUUUGAGUGGUUCCAGGUCUUUGUUAUUGUAAACAGUGCUGCAAUGAACAUUUGUGUGCAUGUGUCCUUAUAGUAGAAAGAAUUAUAAUCCUUUGGAUAUAUACCCAGUAAUGGGAUUGCUGGGUCAAAUGGAAUUUCUAUUUCUAGGUCCUUGAGGAAUCGCCACACUGUCUUCCACAAUGGUUGAACUAAUUCACACUCCCACCAACAGUGUAAAAGUGUUCCUAUUUCUCCACAUCCUCUCCAGCAUCUGUUGUCUCCAGAUUUUUUAAUGAUCGCCAUUCUAACUGGCAUGAGAUGGUAUCUCAAUGUAGUUUUGAUUUGCAUUUCUCUAAUGAUCAGUGAUGAUAAGCACUUUUUCAUAUGUUUGUUGGCCUCAUGUAUGUCUUCUUUUGAAAAGCAUCUGAUAUCCUUCGCCCACUUUUGAAUGAGCUUGUUUUUUUCUUAUAAAUCUCUUUUAGUUCUUUGUAGAUUCUAGAUAUCAGCCCUUUGUCAGAUGGGUAGAUUGCAAAAUUUUUUCCCAUUCUGUUGGUUGCCAAUUCACUUUAAUGACUGUUUCUUUUACUGUGCAGAAGCUGUGGAGUUUGAUUAGGUCCCAUUUGUCUAUUUUGGCUUUUGUUGCCAAUGCUUUUGGUGUUUUGGUCAUCCAUGCCUAUGCCUAUGUCCUGAAUGGUUUUGGCUAGAUUUUCUUCUAGGGUUUUUAUGAUGUUAGGUCUUAUGUUUAAGUCUUUAAUCCAUCUGGAGUUAAUUUUAGUGUAAGGUGUCAGGAAGGGGUCCAGUUUCUGCUUUCUGCACAUGGCUAGCCAGUUUUCCCAACACCAUGUAUUAAACAGGGAAUCCUUGCCCCAUUGCUUGUUUUUGUCAGGUUUGUCAAAGAUCAAAUGGUUGUAGAUGUGUGGUGUUGCCUCUGAUGGCUCUGUUCUGUUCCAUUGGUCUAGAUCUCUGUUUUGGUACCAGUACCAUGCUGUUUUGAUUACUGUAGCCUUGUAGUAUACUUUGAAGUCUGGUAGUGUGAUGCCUCCAGUUUUGUUCUUUUUGCUUAGAAUUGACUUGGCUAUGUGGGUUCUCUUUUGGUUUCAUAUGAAGUUUAAGGUGGUUUUUUUUUCCAGUUCUGUGAAGAAGGUCAAUGGUAGCUUGCUAGGGAUAGCACUGAAUCUGUAAAUUACUUUGGGCAGUAUGGUCAUUUUCACGAUACUGAUUCUUCCUAACCAUGAGCAUGAAAUGUUUCUCCAUCUGUUUGUGUCCUCUCUUAUUUCCUUGAGCAGUGGUUUGCAGUUCUCCUUGAAGAGGUCCUUUACAUUCCUUGUUAGUUGUUUUCCUAGGGAUUUUAUUCUCUUUGUAGCAAUUGUGAAUGACAGUUCAUUCUUGAUUUGGCUCUCUUUAAGUCUGUUAUUGGUGUAUAGGAAUGCUUGUGAUUUUUGCACAUUGAUUUUGUAUCCUGAGACUUUGUUGAAGUUGCUUAUCAGUUUCAGGAGAUUUUGGGCUGAGACAAUGGGGUCUUCUAAAUAUACAAUCGUGUCGUCUGCAAAUAGAGACAAUUUGACUUCCUCCUUUCCUAAUUGAAUACCCUUUAUUUCUUUUUCUUGCCUGAUUGCUCUGGCUAGAACUUCCAAUACUAUAUUGAAUAGGAGUGGUGACAGGGCAUCCUUGUCUAGUGCCAGAUUUCAAAGGGAAUGCUUCCAGUUUUUGCCCAUUCAGUAUGAUAUUGGCUGUUGGUUUGUCGUAAAUAGCUUUUAUUAUUUUGAGAUAUGUUCCAUCAAAACCUAGUUCAUUGAGGGUUUUUAGCAUAAAACGCUGUCGAAUUUUGUCAAAGGCCUUCUCUGCAUCAAUUGAGAUAAUCGUGGUUUUUGUCUUUGGUUCAGUUUAUGUGGGGAAUUACAUUUAUAGACUUGCAUAUGUUGAACCAGCCUUGCAUCCUUGGGAAGAAGCCUACUUGAUCAUGGUGGAUAAGCUUUUCGAUGUGCUGUUGCAAUUGGUUUGCCAAUAUUUUAUUGAAGAUUUUUGCGUCUAUGUUCAUCAUGGAUAUUGGCCUGAAGUUUUCUUUUCUUGCUGAAUCUCUGCCAGGUUUUGGUAUCAGGAUGAUGUUGGUCUCAUAAAAUGAUUUGGGAAGGAUUUCCUCUUUUUGGAUUGUUUUGAAUAGUUUCAGAAGGAAUGGUACCAGCUCCUCUUUGUAUGUCUGCUAGAAUUUGACUGUGAACACAUCUGGACCUGGGCUUUUUUUGGGUGGUAGGCUCUUAAUUGCUGCCUCAAUUUCUGCCCUUGUUAUUAGUCCAUUCAGGGUUUCGACUUCUACCUCAUUUAGGCUUGGGAGGAUGCAAGUGUUCAGGAAUUUAUCCAUUUCUUCCAGGUUUACCAAUUUAUGUGCAUAGAGUUGUUUGUAAUAAUCUCUGAUGAUGGUUUGUAUUUCUGUGGAAUCUGUGGGGAUAUCCCCUUUAUCAUUUUUUAUUGCAUCUAUUUGAUUAGUCUCUCUUUUCUUUUUUAUUAAUCUGGCUAGUGGUCCAUUUAUUUUAUUGAUCUUUUCGAAAAACCAGCUCCUGGAUUUAUUGAUUUUUUUCAAAGGGUUUUUUUUGUGUCUCUUAUCUCCUUCAGUUCUGCUCUGAUCUUAGUUAUUUCUUGUCUUCUGCUAGGUUUUGAGUUUUUUUGAUCUUGCUUCUCUAGCUCUUUCAAUUUUGACAAUAGGGUGUCAAUUUUAGAUCUUUCCUUACUUCUCAUGUGGGCAUUUAUUGCUAUAUAUUUUCCUGUAGACACUGCUUUAAAUGUGUCCCAGAGAUUCUGGUAUGUUGUGUCUUCAUGCUCGUUGGUUUUGAAGAACAUCUUUAUUUCUGCCUUCAUUUCAUGGUUUAUCCAGUCAACAUUCAAGAGCCAGUUGUUCAGUUUCCAUGAAGCUGUGCGGUUCUGAGUUAGUUUCUGAAUUCUGAGCUCUAACUUGAUUGCACUGUGGUCUGAGAGACUGUUUGUUAUGAUUUCCAUUCUUUUGCAUUUGCUGAAGAGUGAUUUACUUCCAAUUAUGCGGUCAGUUUUACAGUAGGUGUGAUGUGGUGCUGAGAAGAAUGUAUAUUCUGUGGAUUUGGGGUGGAGAGUUCUGUAAAUAUCUAUUAGGUUUGCUUGGUCCAGGUCUGAGGUCAAGUUCUGGAUAUCCUUGUUAAUUUUCUGUCUGGUUGAUCUGUCUAAUAUUGGCAAUGGGGUGUUAAAGUCUCCCACUGUUAUUGUGUAGGAGUCUAAGUCUCUUCAUAAGUCAUUAAGAACUUGCUUUAUGUAUCUGGGUACUCCUGUAUUGGGUACGUAUAUAUUUAGGAUCCGUAGCUCUUCUUGUUGCAUUGAUCCUUUUACCAUUAUGUAAUGUCCUUCUUUGUCUCUUUCAAUCUUUGUUGGUUUAAAGUCUAUUUUAUCAGAGACGAGAAUUGCAACUCCUGCUUUUUUUUUUUUUGCUCUCCAUUUGCUUGGUAAAUCUUCCUCCAUCCCUUUAUUUUGAGUCUUUGUGUAUCCUUGCAUGUGAGAUGGGUUUCCUGGAUACAGCACACUGGUGGGUUUUGGCUUUUUAUCCAAUUUGCCAGUCUGUGUCUUUUGAUUGGGAUAUUUAGCCCAUUUACAUUUAGGGUCAAUAUUGUUAUGUGUGAAUUUGAUCCUGCCAUUUUGAUGCUAGCUGGCUAUUUUGCCCAUUAGUUGAUGCCGUUUCUUCAUUGUGUUGAUGCUCUUUACCAUUUGAUAUGUUUUUGGAAUGCCUGGUACCGGUUGUUCCUUUCUAUGUUUAGUGCCUUUUUCAGAGCUCUUGUAAAACAGGCCUGGUGAUGAUGAAAUCUCUGAGUAAUUGCUUGUUCAUAAAGGAUUUUAUUUCUCCUUCACUUAUGAAGCUUAGUUUGGCUGGAUAUGAAAUUCUGAGUUGAAAGUUCUUUUCUUUAAGGAUGUUGAAUAUUGGCCCCCACUCUCUUCUGGCUGGUAGGGUUUCUGCUGAGAGAUCUACUGUGAGUCUGAUGGGCUUCCCUUUGUGGGUAACUCGACCUUUCUCUCUGGCUACCCUUAGCAUUUUCUCCUUCAUUCCACCCUGGUGAAUCUGAUGAUUAUGUGCCUUGGGGUUGCUCUUCUUGCGGAAUAUCUUUGUGGUGUUCUCUGUUCCUGGACUUGAAGAUUGGCUUGCCUUUCUAGGUUGGGGAAGUUUUUCUGGAUAAUAUCCUGAAGAGUAUUUUCCAGCUUGGAUUUAUUCUCUCCAUCACAUUCAGGUACACCUAUCAAAUGUAGAUUAGGUCUUUUCACAUAGUCCCAUAUUUCUUGGAGAUUUUAUUCAUUCCUUUUUACACUUUUUUCUCUAAUCUUGCCUUCUCGUUUUAUUUCAUUGAGUCGAUCUUCAACCUCUGAUAUCCUUUCUUCUGCUUGGUCAAUUCAGCUGUUGUGUAUGCUUCACAAAGUUCUUGUGUUGUGUUUUUCAGCUCCAUCAAUUCACUUAUAUUCCUCUCUAAGCUGUUUAUUCUCAUUAGCAUUUGGUCAAAUCUUUUUUCAAGGUUUUUAGUUUCUUUGCAUUGGGUUAGAAAAUGUUCUUUUAGCUCAAAGAUGUUUCUUAUUACCCACCUUCUGAAGCCUGAUUUUGUCAAUUCAUCACACUCAUUCUCCAUCCAGCCUUGUUCCCUUGCUAGUGAGAAGUUAUGAUCCCUUGUAGGAGGAGAGGCAUUCUGGUUUUGGGUGUUUUCAUCCUUUUUGUGCUGGUGUCUUCCCAUCUUUGUGGAUUUAUCCACCUGUUGUCUUUGUAGUUGUUGACUUUAAGAUUGGGUCUCUGAGUGGACAUCCAGUUUGUUGAUGAUGAAGUUAUUUCUUUCUAUUUCUUAGUUUUCUUUCUAACAGUCAGGCCCCUCUGCUGUAGGACUGCUGGAGGUCCACUCCAGACCUUUCUUGCCUGGAGCUCACCUGCAGCCACCACAGAACAGUAAGGGUUGCUGCCAGUUUCUUCUUCUGCUAUCUUUGUCCCAGAAGGAUACCUGCCAGAUGUCAGUCUGAGCUCUCCUUUAUGAGGUGACUCUUUGGAUCUAUGUGGGUCAGGGAGCUGCUUGAGGAGACAGUCUGUCCUUUAUAGGAGCUCAAGUGCUGAGCUGUGAGCUCUGUUGUUCAUCCAGAGCUGCUAGGCAGGUACGUUUAAGUUUGCUGCAGCAGAACUCAAACACCUUUUUUUUUCCCCAGGUCCUCUGUCCCGGGGAGUUAGGGCUUUAUUUAUAAGUUUCUGUCAUGCUGCUGCCUUUUUUCAGGGCUGCCCUGCCCAGCGAGGAGGCAGCCUAGUCACAGUUGGCCUGCAGAGGCUUUGCUGAGCCGCCGUGGGCUCCCCCCAGCUGCUGUGUGAACUUCCCUGCAGUCCUGUUCAUACGGGUGUAGUUAGAACUGCCUCGGCAAUGGUGGCCCACCUCUGUAAUGGUGGACUCUCUCUGUAAUGGCAGGCUGCCUUGGCAAUGACAGGCUACGUCUGUAGUGAUGGACUGCCUCAGUAAUGGCAGACGCCCUGCCCCAUAGAGCUGGUCCGUCCUGGGUUCAGCUGUGCUUGCUGUGAAACACUCAGCCCAGAGCAUUUCAGAUUGCUGUUUUUUUGUGGGGAUGGGACCAGCCAAGCCUGAUCACCUGGCUCCCUGCCUCAGACCCCCCUUUUUUUUUUUUUUUUUUUUUUUUCAGUUGAAAAGGCGUUGGGAUCUGUGUGAUUUCCCAUGGGGCGACCCACUGCUCUGGCUGAAAUAGCCGUGCUGAGAUUCGUGAUGCUUUUUUGCCUGAGAAUCUCCUGGCCUGGCUCCCUGUGUCAGUCCCCUGUUUUAUCAGCUGAAUGGGUGACUCUGUCUCCCAGGAGCUCCAAUCACCAGCUAAAAUGGUACCCGGACCCAUGUUGGCAACCCAUGGGGCUCCUCCACCUGGGAAUCUCCUGGUCUGUGGGCAAUAAAAAUCUGUCUGGAAAUGCAGCGUCCACUCACCCUCCCCACUUUCGCUGGGAGUUGGCUGCAAUCCUGAGCUGCUCCUAAUCAGCCAUCUUGGAUCCGUCUCCCACACUUGAACAUUUUAAAUGUAAUCUAGCCUCAAUUUCUAAGUUUCAUAUAUUCAACUGGUAUGUUACAGAAACUAAUAGUGAGAAAUUGUCAUCUGAAUUAACUGCUAGGCAGCAGGACCUAUAUAAUAAACUGCAAAGGGCUAAUAUCCGGAAUCUAUGAAGAACUUAAAUUUUAAAAAAUAACUGUGAUCUCAGCUCACUGCAACCCCUGCCUCCUGGGUUCAAGCAAUUCUCCCAGGUUCAAGUGAUUCUCCUACCUCAUUCUCCCAAGUAGCUGGGAUUACAGGUGCACGCUACCACACCCGCUAAUUUUUAUAUUUUUAGUAGAGAGGAAGUUUCACCAUGUUGCCUAGGCUUUCAAACUCCUGAUCUCAGGUGAUCUUCUUGCCUUGGCCUUCAGUAAUGCUGGAAUUACAGGUGUGAGCCACCACACCCAGCCUAUAUUUUAUUUUAUUUUAUUUUGAGACAGAGUCUCACUCUGUUGCCAGGCUAGAGUGCAGUGGUGCAAUCUCAGCUCACGGCAGUCUCUGCCUCCUGGGUUCAAGCAGUUCUCCUUUGUCAGCCUCCCAAGUACUGGGACUACAGGCGCACACUACCAUGCCCAGCUAAUUUUUUGUAUUUUAGUAGAGACGAGGUUUCACCAUUUUGCCCAGGUUGAUCUCAAGCUCUUGAGCUCAGGCAAUCUGCCCGCCUCAGCCUUCCAAAGUGCUAGGAUUACAGGCAUGAGCCACAACAUCCAGCCUCCCCCAUCUUUAAAAAUAAAUAGAAGUGUGACCCCAUGUCUCCCUCUAGAUAUUGACCUUUUGCUUUUCUUCACAGCCAGCUCUGAAGUAUCUGUAGUCAAUCACAAUUCCUCACUUCCAUCCCACUUUUCUACCCAGUUUAAUCUGGAUUCUGCCCCCACUACUUUACAAAGCAUUCUCAAUAAGAUCACUAGUAGUUUCUAUUUUAUUAGGCCUCUUAACAACAUUAAACCCUCCUUUCUGGUUUUCCUCUUCUCUAAAAUCACUUUUUUUUUGGACAGGAUCUGUCACCCAGGCUGGCACUCUCAUAGCUCACUGCAGCCUCGAAUUCCUAGGCUCAAACGAUCCUCCCAACUCAGCCUCCUGAGAAGCUGAGACUACAUGUGCAUGCCACCACACCCAUCUUGAUCAGUCUCUUAGUUGCCAGUUCUUUACUUGCUAUAGCUUCUCAGGGUUUUGUCCCAUAAGCCCUCUUCUCUUCAGCCUGUACAUACUUGCUAGUCUCUCCCAUUCACUACCAGAGUCAAUGACAGAUUGAGGCACUUCACACAUACACUUCUCUCCUAAACUUCAACCUGUAAUCCAUUGAUCUGCCUGCUAGACAUCUUCACUUAGAGAUUUCUUAGGCUCCUCAAACCCAACAAACCCCCAAACUCCUCUUGCCUCAUCAAACUUGUUCCAUCAGUGUUCCACACCUUGGAAAAUGGCACCACUGUGCAAGCCAGCUCCAGCCAGAAAUCUAGGAGUCAUCCUUGGCUUUCCUCUCACUUCACAUUUAUCAGCCUCCUAGUCCUGUUGAUCUUUAUCUUAAGGAUCCUUUAAAUCCAUAUAUUUCUAUUGCCAGUGCUACCACUCAAGUCCAGACAACCAUGACCUCUCAUCUGGGUUACUAGACUAGCUUCUAAAGGAGUCUUCAGUGUUCACUUACACUCUUCACCCCUACUCCACUUUAUAUUCUGCCAUUAUCUUUAAGAAAGCUCUGUAUAACCUGGUCCCUCCCCGCUUUCCCUGCCUCUUUGCAAGCCUUACCACUCUUGCCUUAGCUUUCUGUCCUCCAGCCCUGCGGGCCUUUUUUUAGUUCCACAAACACGCACAUUCUUUUCUCCCCUUCCAACCUCCCUACUUGCUGUUCCUUCCUGCGCUCUUUCCCAUAGUCCUCAACAGAGAAACUUCUAUGUCAUCUCUUCCUCAAAUAAAUCAUCCCCAGUACAGCUGACUAGUUUUCUUGCCUUGUUAAUUCCUCUUGAAUCAUGAAUCUUUUCAGUGUCCCCAAAUCACAUAUAAUUUUUGGUGUCGUGUCCCUCUUUCCCACUAACCUACAAGAGCCAUGGAGGCCAGGGACCAUGUCUGACUCAUUCACUAUUGAAUCCCUGCAGUUUAAUAUAGUGCCUGGCACAUAAACAUUAUUUGUCGAAUGGAUAAAUGAGAACAUAGAAGCUGUUUCUCAAAGAAAAAAUAACAGUCCAUCAUCCUCCCUGGCCUAGCAGCAGAAGACAACAUGCAACAUUCAUCAGUAGAACUUUUCAUGCUUGCUUAAGAGCAAGCUCAGGGGUUGAUGAACUUAAGCAACCUGACAGAAAAUAAGGAACUCCCUAAACUUGAACAUCUAACUGUGGACAUCUCGCCAGUUUAUUUGCUGAGUUCAGAGAGUUUCUCACAUUUUAUAUAGUUGUAAUCCAUGUCUGAGCACUAUCUUAGUUCUGCUUUUUACAGAUUUCCACCCUUAAUUACUGCUUACUUGUGUUUAAAGGUAAUGUGGUUACAUUAUAUUAAUGGAUUGUUAUUUUCUUGGCCAUUUCCCCACAGCCGGGCUUUUUUGUUUGUUCUGGUUUGAGAUUGUCAUGAAUAGCAGGGCUACAAACAUUCUUUUUUUUUUUUUUUUUUUUUUUUUUUUUUGAGGUGGAGUUUCACUGUUGUUACCCAGACUGGAGUGCAAUGGCACGAUCUCAGCUCACCACAACCUCUGCCUUCUGGGUUCAAGCAAUUCUCCUGCCUCAGCCUCCCGAGUAGCUGGGACUAUAGGCGCACACCACCAUGCCCAGCUAAUUUUUGUAUUUUUAGUAGAGACGGGGUUUCACCUUGCUGACCAGGAUGGUCUCGAUCUCAUCACCUCGUGAUCCACCCGCCUCGGCCUCCCAAAGUGCUGGGAUUAUAGGCGUGAGCCACCGCACCCGGCCCAAACAUUCUUCAUAAGUAACUUAUUUCACAUGUUCUCCUUGAAUGCAAAGUGGGAUUAAGAUGUCAAAACAUGAACAGUUUAUAUCCUAUCGUAUAGAUAGCCAGAGAAUUGUCUAAAAAGAAAGAAUCAAGAUAUAGUACCAUCAAAAUUCUAUGAUACAAACCUAUCUCUAGUUCCAUAUAGCCCUACCAACAUAGGGGGUGGGUUGUUUUCUUUUUUUAGAGAGAGAGUCUUAAUGUGUCACCCAGGCUGGAAUGUAGUGCUACAAUCAUAGCUUACUGCAGCCUUGAACUCAGGCUCCAGCAAUCCUCCAACCUCAGCCUCCCAAGUAACUUGGACUACGGGGACACACCACCAUACCCGACUGAUUUUUUAUUCUUUUAGAGACAAGGUCUUGCAAUGUUGCCCAGGCUGGUCUUGAACUCCUGGCCUCAAGUGAUCCUCCUGCUUCCCAGAGUGUUGGGAUUACAGGCAUGGCCAACAUUCGGUUUUGCAUUUGCUACAUGUAUUUCUUGAAGCUUAACAGAAAACUAAUAUUUUUUUAGGUAUUUCUGUGUGUCAGAAACAUUAAGGAUUUGACAUGAAGUUUCCCAUUUAAUAAAUCACCAUAAACCUAUAAGGACUAUUCGUAUCUCUCUUUUAGAGAUGAGGAAACUAAGGCUUAGAGUUGUCCAAGUAAAUCGAAGGAGUUUCAAUGUAGAUGUACUGAUUCCAGAACCUGUAUUCUUAACUACUAUGCUGUACUGUCUCUCCUGGUUGUUAGUGUCAGUGUUUUUUCUGUUUUAUUUGACAGGAAAAAUUGUUAAUAAACUCUAUAACCUUUCUGAUUUCCAGGAGUGUGGUAUAAUUUAUUGCUAGAGAGCUUGUUUCGUUGAGGUAAACAUCUAGAUGGAGCUUUUUGAUUAAGAAAGGUCAACCCCCAGGGUUUAGCCUGUGUAGGCCAGGACAAUACAAGAGAGAUCAGUUACUUCAAAUAAUACAGUGAAAUAAAUGUGGAUUUUCAUCAGAUGCCCUAGAGAAAGAGAAUGAGGCCUAGGAAAGAAAGAAGUAGGGAAAGGUUAAUGAAGAGAACUGAGAUGAAAAGCAUUCUGGAAAAAUGGCAGGAGACAGGGGCCUACCAGAAGACAUGGCCAUGGAGAAGUUCCCUACUAUGUAGAGAACGGCUGUUCAAUUUCUGUAAGCAAUCAUCUAUGUAUUGAAUUUGAAGUUUUCUGCUUUGUGACAUAGCCUUCCAUUAACUAAACCUUUCAUGCAAUUUGGAUAUACUCAACCAUGUUGGUGGGGGAUCAUUCGGAGGUAUGAAAGGUGAGGAGUGGCACAUGAUGAGGCAAAAAGGAAAUAGUCAAAGGGACAGGGGACAAGCAGGCUGCGUCACAUCUGCAGGAGGCAUGGAAGGAACCGUGGAAACUCUUGGAGAAACUGAGGUCUCAGGACUUCCCCACAGUGGUUAGAAAUGGGUCUCAGGCCAUUUUGUAUUGAAAGAGUGAUCCUUAAACACUAAAUUAUUUGGAGUUGUCCAAGUUGGAAAUUUCUGGGUUACACUGAAGUGGGAAGGAGCUUUUCUUGAACCACAGUAAAAUAAAUUUGACAUAUUAGCAGCAUUUGUCACAGCCUCUGCCUUGAUGUAUGGUAUGAAAUAAUUAGCUUCCAGGAUACCAAACUCUUCUGGUUUUCCUCCUUCUCAUCAGGCAUCCUUAGUUUCCUUUUGCUAGUUCUUCCUUUUCUUCCUGAUCUUUUAUUAACAAUGUGUGACAGGGUUCAGUUGUUCAUUCUUUCUUCUGUCUACAGACUCGGUCCCUGGACCUCAUCCAGUCCCAUGCUUUUAAACACCAUCCAUAUGGUGACAGCUCCCAAAUUUACUUACUUACUUACUUACGUACUUAUUUGAGAUGGAGUUUCGCUCUUGUUACCCAGGCUGGAGUGCAGAGGCGCUUUCUCGGCUCACCGCAACCUCCACCUCCUGGGUUCAAGCGAUUCUUCUGCCUCAGCCUCCUAAGUAGCUGGGAUUACAGACAUGCACCACCUCUCCCAGCUAAUUUUGUAUUUUUCGUAGAAACAGGGUUUCUCCAUCUUGGUCAGGCAGGUCUCGGACUCACAACCUCAGGUGAUCCACCCACCUCGACCUCCUUUGCAAAGUGCUGGGAUUACAGGCAUGAACCACCAUACCCGGCAUUUUUUUUUUUUUUUGAGAUGGAGUCUUGCUCUGUCACCAUGCUGGAGUGCAGUGGCAUGAUCUCAGCUCACCACAACCUCUGCCUUCUGGGUUCAAGCAGUUCUCCUGCCUCAGCUUCCUGAGUAGCUGGGACGACAGUCAUGUGCCACCAUGCCUAGCUAAUUUUUGUAUUUUUAGUAAAGACGGGGUUUCACCAUGUUAGCCAGGAUGGACUUGAUCUCUUGACCUUGUGAUCCACCUGCCUCAGCCUCCCAAAGUGCUGGGAUUACAGGCGUGAGCCAACCCACCCAGCCAACAGUUCCCAAAUUUUUAUCUCCCAGACUUCUUUCCUGAACCCCAGACUCAGAUAGCCUAUUGCCCACUUGACAUCCCACCACUUGGAUGUCUAAAACUCAGCUCAAACUGAGUAUGUCCAGUACUGCAUUUCUGAUCCUCCUUCCAAAAAGCUUUACCACUCAUGGCUUUCUCCUCCUCCAUUCUUUCAAGCCAAAAAACAUGAAGUCAUCCUUAUGACUCCUUUUCUGUUAUACUCCAUAUCCAGUGUAACAGGCAGUCCUGUCAUUUCUAUAUUCAGAAUAUAUCUAGAAUCUGCCUGUUACCACCAUCUCUACUUCUGCCGCCCUAGUCAGAGUCAUCAUCUUCCCUAACUUUAAGGAAGAAUUUCUCCUAACUUAUCUCCCUGCUUCCACCUUUCCCUCCCUAGCAGUCAAGUUUGAUCUUUUUGAAAUCUGAAUAACAAAAGAUUAUUGUUCACUCAUCUGCUCCCCAUUUCACCGGGAGUCAAAACCACAGUUCUUACAAUGAUCUUAUAUGAUCUCCCAGCCUUCCCCCUUUGACUUCAUCUAGUUCUGGCCCUUCUUGUUCUCUGUCUUCCAGCUACACCUGUAUCCUUCAGCUGCGCUUGCAUCCUUGCUGUUCCUGAACAAGCCAGGCACCCUCCCUUCCACCUUAGACUUUUUGCAUUGGCAAAAAGUCUACCUGGAAUAUUACACAAAGCUUAUUCUCUCAUUUCUUUUUCUUUUUUCUUUUUUUUGGUGGGGGCGGGGUACAGAGUCUCACUCUGUCACUGGAGUGCAGCGGCACAAUCUUGGCUCACCACAACCUCCACCUCCCAGACUCAAGCAAUUCUCCUGCCUCAGCCUCCUGAGUAGCUGGGAUUACAGGCUUGCACCACUACUGCCCAGCUAAUUUUUUUAUUUUUAGUAGAGAGAGGGUUUCACCACGUUGGCCAGGGUGGUUUCAAACUCCUGACUUCAAACAAUCCACCCGCCUGGGCCUCCCCAAGUGCUGGGAUUACAGAUGUGUGCCAGCCCUAUUGUCUCAUUUCUUAGAAGUCUACUUAAUAUCAACUUCUCUGUUGGACCUUCCCUGAUAAUCAUCAUCUAAUUGUGUUGCCUAUAAGCAUUUCCAAUCCUUCUUUUCCUGUUUUUUUGUUCUUUCUUCUUCAUCAUUUAUCACCUUCUAACAUACAUAUAAUUUAUCCUAGUUACUUAUUGUCUCUGUCCCCUCAUCACUAGAAUACACAGACUCCACGAAGGCAAAGACCUGUGUUUGCUUUGUUCACUAAUAUAUUCCAUGCUCUUAGCACAGUGCCGAGUCACUGUAGUCAAUAAUAAUUACUUUGUUAAAAAAAAAUCUGGGCUGGGCAUAGUGGCUCAUGCCUAUAAUCUCGACCCUUUGGGAGGCCAAAGUGGGCGGAUCACUUGAGGUCAGGAGUCCGGGACUACCCUGACCAACAUGGUAAAACGCCAUCUCUACUAAAAAUACAAAAAUUAGCCGGGUAUGAUGGUAGGCAUUUGGAAUCUCAGGUACCUGGGAGGCUGACGUAGGAGAAUCACUUGAAACCAGGAGGUGGAAGUUGCAGUGAGCCGAAAUGCACCACUACACUCCACCCUGGGUGACAGAGCAAGACUCCAUCUCAAAAAAAAAAAAAAAAACCACCCCUACCAACGGAAUGAAAACAGGAAUCUAAAGGCAUUUUCCUUUAGGCCAGGAAUCAGCAAAAUUUUCCUUAAAGGGUCAGAUAUGGUCAGAUGGUCUCUGUCAUAACUACUCAGCCCUGCCAUUGGAGCUCUAGAGCAGCCAGAGAGAGUACGUAAACAAAUGGGCAUGGCUGAGUUCCAUUAAAACUGUGUAUUUGCAAAAAGCUGGCCAAGGCCGUACAGCAGUCUGUACUUAGCUGAUUCCUGCUUUAGACAAAGACACAUCUUGGCAAACCAGCUCUCUUCAUUGAUAGGCCGGGCUGUAUUCAUCCCCUCUCCCAAUUGCCAAAAACAAAAUUGUAGAAGGGUGAAUGCAAACCUAGCAAAAUUAUAGAUCACUAGCUUCUCUGCCCACAUGCACAUUAGGGGCAUUCCUUACUCAAUGUGCCCGUUGGCUAAGUUGUGAUUUGGGAGGUGAAGUAGAGAGAGAAAUCCUGCUAUCAGCCACUUUCCUGCUAAUGAGUUUUGAGCACAUUAUCUGUAGCUCUGGAAUAUUCUCUAGAGAUUUCUAAUAGGCAGGAUGAUCUGCUUCUGAAGCCUCUUUUCUUUAUGCCAUCAAUUCUUUGGCACUGACGAUGAAUUUCCUGUGGCAAGGAAACCAUUUUUUACUUUUAUCAGCUAUUCUGAAAGUCAGUAGACUGACGCAGUUAUGAAAAUACCUGCCAAUAUUAUAAGGUCCAGGCCCUAAUUUCCUGCCUUCUAAAGCAAUGAUACUCAAUUAAGGGUAGUUUACUCUGGAGACACAGGUUGUCAUAACCAGGGGUGGGGGCUGCUACUGGCAUCAAGUAAGCAGAGGCCAAGGAUGUGGCUUAGAAUCUAACAAUACACAGGAUAACCCCCUAUAACAAAGAAUUAGCCAAUCUGAAAUAUUAGUAGUGCUGAGGUUGAGAAACCAUGUUCUAGACGCUUCUACUGAACUUUUAAUCCACCUUGUACUCUGCUGAGAAACCAAUAUCACUAAACCAUCACAUUUCUUCUUCAUUCCUAAACUCCAGUAGCUCCUCACCACCUGGGAGACUAAAUUUGUCCUUGUCAUCCUGGCAUUUAGCUCCUGGGGGAUUCUGCCCACGUACACAUUCAUUCUCUGCUUCUUUCAAGUUUUUAUCUCUACCAUCCUCCACACUACCAUCCUUUAACUGAUGUUACCCCGCAAACACACAUUUUGGGAAGAUCCUCCCCACCUUUCUCCUCAGAUCCAAAUCUUACUCAUUCUUUGAAGCCCACACAUGCCACAUGCCCCUCUACCAUUGAGUCUGCCUAUACCACUGCCUUUUGCACUUACACAGGCUCACCCAUCUUCCACUGUUAUAUUGCUGUUCUCACGUCCUCAGUUACUCCCUGAAGGGGUCCCUAUUGUAUUUCUGGCCUAUUAAUCUCAGUUUCCACAGUGUAAAGUGUGAAAAUUGUAUUUGUGUAUUGAGACUGUCUUGUAUUGAGAGUCAAAUGAGAUAAUGGGUAUGAAAAGCACCCUAUAUACGGCCUGGUACACAAUUUUAAGUGCUUAGAAAAUUAUAGUAUCAUAGUAUCUAUAGAAGUACGCAUUUAGCCUCCCAUAAAACGUGCUUAAUAAACCAUUUAAAUAUAGUUAUAUACUGGAGAGAGCAUGCCACGCAGACUAGUCUGGUAUUUGGAACUAACAGCAAAGAAAAACUUCCAUAGAAAUCCUACACCGAUUAACACGCCUUCAUGCUAGACUGAAUCCAAGAGCAGGGGUGUCACGUUUUCCCAGAGUGGUGCCCAACCCAACCUUUCUGCAUUUAGCAAGUUAAUGAACAGCUUGUAAAUAACUCUUUGCCCACUCUGGCCCAGUUUAGAAGGCCACCAAUAGACUAUCAGUAUGCCACAAUGUCUGCUUUGCUGGGGACCCUGCUGUAUUCUCCCCAAGUGCUUCUGCUUUCAGCUGGUGGAGAGUCUGAUGGCCUAGAGAAGCUGCACAGUGGGAUGAGGCCAAGGCGAGGGCCUGGCCUUUCCCCAGGCGGAAGAGAGCCUUGUCUCAGAUCCUGAGAGAGAAGUGAGUGGGGGCAUGGCAUUCCGAGCAGCCCAGGUUUGGCUUUGGGCCAGGCACUGAGUGGCAAACAAGAAGGAACACAUUCCGGGAAGGCAAGGAGCCCUGCCAGCACGAAGGCGGUGGCAAAUGCAGGGCCCUGCUGGGCGCCAGGUGCUCCUUGGCUCUAUGGAGGUCAGGCACACAGGGGGAUGAACUCAGGUUUCUCUGGAUUAUCAUUUCAGAGACUUAAUGCCUCCCGCCUUCUCGCUGUCAGUGGACAGAGCAUAUGGAACUGUUAAAUGUUAAAACUCUCUGCUCUGGGGUCCUGCACUCUCUAAAUAAAGAUAGGAGGGGAAA
Messenger RNA from Callithrix jacchus (white-tufted-ear marmoset), 20515 nucleotides. RefSeq names its product SUMO peptidase family member, NEDD8 specific (gene SENP8). The record is from RefSeq and is a predicted model, not a curated record. Gene Ontology annotation, biological process: protein deneddylation; proteolysis. Lineage: Eukaryota; Metazoa; Chordata; Mammalia; Primates; Cebidae. Gene Ontology annotation, molecular function: cysteine-type peptidase activity; deNEDDylase activity.